Messenger RNA from Sesamum indicum (sesame), 982 nucleotides. The record is from RefSeq and is a predicted model, not a curated record. NCBI's taxonomy places the organism in Eukaryota, Viridiplantae, Streptophyta, Magnoliopsida, Lamiales, Pedaliaceae.
UAUUAUUGGGCAACUGCAUAAUAACAUUUUUUGUGUAUAUACAUGCACUUUUAGUUUUAUUGCAUAGAGAAAUGGGUCAGAAAAAGACUACUUGGGAAGUUACGUGAAAGUAGACACAUUCUAGACCGUCUUUUAUUUUUAUUCUUGAUUGUGCUUUCAUAUGCCCGAGCAUGUUCUUGAUAUUAUUUCCUGACAGCGACCACAAGUACCGAAAUUUGGCAACUGGGACAGUGAAGAAGUCCCCUACACUAUGUACUUUGAUAAUGCCAGGAAGGGGAAGAAGACUGUCCCGGGGGAUCAAAUCGAGCCUCAGGAAAAUAUUGAAGUUGAACCGAAGGUUCAAAAAGCAUCUGAAGCAAAAACACCAAAGCAUGAGCGGCAGUUCAGCCAAGAAGAGGAUGAACUAAGGAAAUCAACAGGUUUGCCUAAUGUAAAAGUUCAUAAACCUGCAAAUGACUCAUCUCACAAACAGCAUAGUCAUGGACAAACUGGGAGCGAUAAACCGGAACCAGAACCACUGAGGGCUCCAGAAACGCUUAGGCCGAGGCACGAUCGUCGGUCAAGCCGAGAAGAUGGUGACAUGAGAAGAUUUUUGGAUUCUCCAUUGCGCCACGAGAUGGCAGGCCAGAGAAAUAGUUCUAACUCGCCUCGUCAUCGUCAUGGCGGCUCGAGCGCAGGGGACACACCUCGUAGGGUUGGUCGGCAGAGUGUGGGGUCUGAUCGGAGUGUCGACCACUCACCAUUGCAUCCGCAUUCCCAGCCAAGAGUUGGAGGAAGGACUAGUGGAAUUUCUUCUCCUUCUUGGGAAAGGAAAGCUACAUCUGAAGGGAGCCACGGCCUAGCACCGUCUACUCCUGGAAGAUCUCGGCUGAGAUCUGUUACACGAGGGGAUGACUCGCCUGACCGAAGCCCUGCUGUCCCGAAAUUUGGUGAUUGGGACGAGACAAAUCCUGCAUCGGCUGAAGGAUACACUCACAUUUUC